AUGCGGCGGCGCAGCAACAAAUCCGCGAAGGUCCCCAAUGUCAAGCUGCGGCCCGCACAGCAGUCGCCAUCCAAUUCACGGAAGAACGCCCUGCGCGCGGACGAAAGCGUAUGCUUGGUAGACGAGAGCCAGUUCGGAAGUGACGACAACUACAACGACUACACUCCGAGACCGCUGCGCGGCGUGGUUGUGUGUGCCACGGGAAUCGCUGACAAGCCGACGCUAUUCAAACAAGCCGUGGAACUUGGCGCUCUUGCAAUGUCUGCGUUUACGGACAGGGUUACCCAUCUUGUUGCUGUCGGCCACGGCGGAGCAAAAUAUAUGUGUGCCGUAGAACGCAAGAUUCCGAUCCUACAGCCGUCGUGGAUAACAGAGUGCUUUCAGGUCUGGCUGCGCGGCGACGACGUAGAUGUGGCAGAGAUGACGAAUAAACACAGACUGCCCGUGUUCUCGGACAUUGUUCUAUGCCCCUCAGGCAUCACCGAUAUCACUAGGCGUACCCAGAUCCACAGACUCGUCACUGAACAUGGUGGGACGUAUGUCAAAAAUCUCGAGAGACCUGUGCGCGUUACGCAUCUGCUUUGCUCAGGGGAGGAGGAGACGGACAAGAUGCGAUAUGCUGAGAAGUUCAACUCAACUGGCGAGGCAAAACCUCCCAUUCUUCUGGUCUGGGAGGAGUGGUUUUGGGACUCUUUAGAGUUUGGCGGCAGGUUUGACGAAGACAAGUACCAGGUGCGGAGGCCUCGACCUGAACGCAAGACAAUUACUGCACACUCGAUCCCCUCAUCACUAGCAGAUUCAUCUUCAAUCAUUGCACCAAAGCCCCAUGGUGAUGAACAAGAUCCCGAAGAGGCGGCCUCAGUGAAAGUACUUCCAGCAGUGACACUUCAACUUUGGGAGAGCUUGCUGAAAGUUCGUGGCUAUGAAAUUAGUCCGGGCGGAAAGUUGGCCAGGAGCCCGACGAAAGUCCGAAGUAUCAUGGCUCACAUUGGCGCGGAGCCGGAGUCUCCUUCUCAGAACGGUCAGAGGAAGAGCGUCAUAGACAAAUUCCGACGUGCCAACUCAUUCGCCGAACCUGCUUCGCAGGGGUUCAGACGUACGAAGACGAUACCUGCGCUUGCGCUAUCGAAAGGAGCUUCUUUCGGUAAGGAUGGCCCGCGUAAUGGCGUCGUUGAGGGUCCUGGAGAGCCCGGUCCGUCGUCUUCUCCCCAUAGGGCUCCACCGUCGUCGCGAAGCCCGUCUCCUGAGAUCGGUGCGCUGGAGGAGCACAGCGGCCCUUUCGAGCCGCUGGCUCCCAUGCCUGAUGCCGGCGACAUUGAGAUGUCAGAGUCCGAGCGAGCACCUGCAGUGCCUGGGUUGCUAUAUUCGGGCAAGAUUUUCCGUGCUCUCGGAGAGGCCAGCUGUUCCAGCGUCCGUGAGGCCAUCGAGAGUCAAGGUGGACGGCUGGUUGGAGAAAAGGCCGCCGCCAAUGUCGAAGUCGAUUACAUUUUAGUCAGGCUCGUCAGUGGAAGCAAGUAUUAUCACGACGAAGCAUCCCAGACAGAACGACAGAAAUAUCGGACGGAAUGCUGGCUCGAACGGUGUAUGUUCGAGGAGCGCAUCAUCUCACCAUCCGAGAAUAUCACGUUUGCUCCCUUGGAGCUUCGACGGUCCAUACCUGGCGUAGGCAAGAUCGUUGUAAGCCUUUCUGGUUUGGAUCAGAGCGAAGUAUGCUGUGUAAAACGGCUGGCCAAGGCACUCGGUAUCUUAAUUUCGCCCAAUUUUUCCCGGCGGUCGACGCACCUACUAUGUCCGGCGGGUACAGGCGCUAAAUUCGAGAAGGCGAAAGAGUGGGGCAUCCCCGUAGUCAAUAUGGGAUGGCUUGAAGGUAUAGCGAAGACGGGGAAGAUUAUUCCUGUCUCUGGCUUCCGAGUAGGUCCAGGCGGUGCGAUUCAAGAGGCGGUUCUUGAUCCAGGCAAAACAAACAAAGGGAAAGGAAAGGCAAUCGAGUCUCCCAUUGUCGAUAUCACCAACAGUGGGACACAAGAUGAAUCGACUCUGGCUACCCCGGAAUUCGCCAUUGCUGUACCCUCUCAAGCUUCGGAAGUUGUUCCAAAAUCUGCCUUUGGAGUUCCGAAUGGACUCCUGGAUGCUGAAACUACGAAAAGGUUACAUGUUGCGCCAACGAAGAAUACGUUGUCGGGGGCUUCGUCGGAUGUAAUUUCUCCCAAGGAUCAUGCUCCUUCACCAGACGCUCUUGGUCAUUCCCCAGAGCACCCCUCUCUAUCCCCUUCUCAGCCCUACGCCCCUCUCCACGUUGCGCCGGAUCCUUUACAUCGAAGUAAUCCAUUCCAGGAUGAUGACCAACGAGAUAACCUCCGUAUUCCCUCCUCGAGUUCACCUUCCCCUAUGAAGCUCCCCGGUGACGUUGAUGGUGGCCGACAGACGGUGCCAUCGUCGCCUUCCAAAGGAUCCCAAGGGAGACACAUUCCGUCGCCUACAAAGAUGUCCGCAGAAGCCGCGAUAGCCCUGCAGAAAAGCCUGACAAGCUUACUGGGGAAGCGGAGGGAAAGCGACGAGGAUCCUACUGUACAGGCGGGUACCAGCGGAGCCGCUGGCACGCGGGCCAAAAGAGCAAGGCCGCAGAGAUCAAAGGGACAGGCAAGGCAGACUUCAGAAAUACGUGUCGCUAAUACACCCGGGACGACCGUUGACCCCUUCGGACCCUAUAACCUGAAUCAUCGACAUGCCUCCGACGACAUGAACGAAGAUACUAGUCAAGGUUCCGUGCGCGACGAAAUUGUCGGCAUAAAGUACGAGGAUCCCAAACAGCGCGAAGAAAGACAGCGUUUGAUGGAUCUUUUAGGCGAUACAGUGGAUGCUGAUGUUGAGAGUAAGGGCAAGUCUAGAGUCGGUGGCAGGAGGCCGACACGGAGGAAAGCCGGAUUUUGA
This is a messenger RNA of Pleurotus ostreatus (oyster mushroom), 2931 nucleotides long. RefSeq lists its product as uncharacterized. Bases 1 to 2931 code for a protein of 976 amino acids. The record is from RefSeq and is a predicted model, not a curated record. Gene Ontology annotation, biological process: mitotic G2 DNA damage checkpoint signaling; mitotic DNA replication checkpoint signaling; DNA replication initiation. The transcript is spliced from 11 exons. NCBI's taxonomy places the organism in Eukaryota, Fungi, Basidiomycota, Agaricomycetes, Agaricales, Pleurotaceae.